Messenger RNA from Mus caroli (Ryukyu mouse), 1894 nucleotides. The record is from RefSeq and is a predicted model, not a curated record. NCBI's taxonomy places the organism in Eukaryota, Metazoa, Chordata, Mammalia, Rodentia, Muridae.
GGGCACAGCGUUUGGAUUCUAUCCCUACACCUUUGCUGUAAACUAUUUCAAAAGUGUACAGAUUUUUUUUUAAUGCUGUCCUCAUCCUAGCUCAGGCAAAUUCCUCCAGCAACCUAAGACGUAAUAUAUCCUCAACUUGACAAGUCACACGAUUUUCAAAGAGCCACCGGUAUUCUUACUAAUUUAUCGAUGCAAUAUCUUCUAAAACCUUAGGUCAAUAGAAUUGCUAUUCAAAGUGUAAAGUCUGUAAAGCCGCAGCCUAUUAUUUAUGGCAGGCUUGGCGAUGCAAAUUUGAGAUCAAUUUGAACUAUAGUAGGAGUAUAAGGCUAGCCUGGGGUACAGCUAGGAGACCGAGUCCAAAAAGGAAAACGCACCCCAACCAGGAUGUGCUGAACCAGAAACUAGGCAUGCGCGGCCCAUACAUUCUUCAAGUGAUUAUAAACUUUCUUUCCUUUCAAAGAUGGGAGUUCCAUGCACCACAGGCUGGCCUGGAAUUCACUAAGGUCCUACCCCUCCACCUUUCAGAGGCAAAGGUUGAGCACCUCCUCCAGGCACGCCCAUUUCGGUCUCAGACAUGGCGGUCAGCUGGACAGGGCGGGCCACGGCCGGCUUUCCAGCCUCCCUUCCUAGGCCUGCCGCGUCGCGCGUCCUCAGCUCGGGGCUCCGGUUAGCGGGCCACGCGCGAUGGGGCCCCGCAGCCCUGCGGCCGCGUUGCUGGUGCUGCUGUGUGUCGGGUGCGCGCCGACCCCCGGGCGCGGGCAGUACGAGCGCUACAGCUUCCGCAGCUUCCCGCGGGACGAGCUGAUGCCGCUGGAGUCGGCCUACCGCCACGCGCUCGACCAGUACAGCGGCGAGCACUGGGCCGAGAGCGUGGGCUACCUGGAGGUGAGCCUGCGGCUGCACCGUCUGNUGCGCGACAGCGAGGCCUUCUGCCACCGCAACUGCAGUGUGGCCACGCCCACACCCGCACCCGCAGGCCCCGCCAGCCACACCGAACUGCGCCUCUUUGGCAGCGUGCUGCGCCGCGCGCAAUGCCUCAAGCGCUGCAAGCAGGGCCUGCCCGCCUUCCGCCANUCGCAGCCCAGCCGCUCGGUGCUGGCGGACUUUCAGCAGCGCGAGCCCUACAAGUUUCUGCAGUUCGCCUACUUCAAGUCACCAUCCCUGUCUUAGAGCGCUCCUUUGGGAAGGCUGAAGGGGGCCUUGGAUGCGUGAGUGAUUGAGACCCUUCCAACUGCCAGAUUGUGCCAGGAUUCUGUCAAAAUGAGGGGUCUCAGGCUGCCAUCCUCUCGGGGGGGGCUGGUGCAUCACACCUGUCUGCCUGUGUUGGUUACUUCUCUCCUUACUGUGACCCAGUGCCCAGAGCUAACUUAAGGAAGGAAGAAGGCUCACAGUUUGCAGGUACCGUCGGUCAUGGAGAGCAGGUCAAGGCAGCNGGAGCAUGGGGUGGCUGGUCACAGUGCACCCCAGCCCCACACUCNCAGUCAGGAAGCAGAGAGAGAUGGAUGCUGGUGCUCAGUUAGAUUUCUCUUUGUUAAGCAGUUUGGGAAGCCAGCGGGCAGAUAAUCCCGACUGAAACUUUAGAUAAUUCCUCUCACGUAUGCUGAGUGACUCCUGUCCUGGGUGGUUCUGCAUCUAGACUCCAUCAAGUCGGGAAUGGGGAUUUAUUAUCACACUGCUUUGUAAGGUCCCCCACCCCCAGCACGCCUGUCCUNUUUGAGAUUGUCUGUGUUCCUGCUAUUUCUAGUCAGGUGGCCAGCGCUAAANCCAGGGUCAUGGCCCCUGAAGCUCCUACAGCAGCAACAUGGGUGAACUGACUGUCACCAGCCUGCUUCCUGGAAACAGUGCCCGCUGAUAGAAGAUGCUCCACAACUAUCUGUGGGGGAGAUGAGUCAGA